CACGGCCCGGGCCAUUCUCACUUUCAUUUAGCAGUGCACUCCAUGGAGGGCCGCACUCUCCAGGGCUUCAUGCCGUCUCACUAGUGUAGGAAACCGGCUCAACUCUCCGCCGCCGAGAUGAAGUAUAAGAAUCUUAUGGCAAGGGCCUUAUACGACAAUGUCCCUGAGUGUGCUGAGGAGCUGGCCUUCCGCAAGGGAGACAUCCUGACUGUCAUAGAGCAGAACACAGGAGGACUGGAAGGAUGGUGGCUCUGCUCCUUACACGGUCGACAAGGCAUUGUCCCUGGCAAUCGGGUGAAGCUUCUGAUUGGCCCCAUUCAGGAGACCCCCUCCAGUCAAGACCAGCCUACUUCUGGACUAAUGCACCAGACCUUUGGCCAACAGAAGCCCUAUCAAGUGCCAAACCCACACGGUGCUCCUCGAGACACCAUCUACCAAGUGCCGCCUUCCUACCAACAUCAGGGAAUUUACCAGGUCCCCACUAGCCACGGUACCCAGGAACAGGAUGUGUAUCAAGUACCACCAUCAGUGCAGAGAAGCAUUGGGGGAGCCAACGGGCCCCACUUAAGCAAAAAGGUAAUAACCCCCGUGAGGACGGGCCAGGGCUACGUGUACGAGUACCCAGCCAGAUACCAAAAGGACAUCUACGACAUCCCUCCUUCCCACGCCACGCAAGGGGUGUACGAUAUCCCUCCAUCAUCAGUGAAAGGCCCCAUGUUUUCAGUUCCAAUCGGAGAGAUAAAACCUCAAGGCAUCUAUGACAUCCCUCCUACCAAAGGGGUAUAUGCCAUCCCACCCUCUGCUUGCCGAGAUGAGGCGGGGCUUAGGGAAAAAGAGUAUGAUUUCCCCCCUCCAGUGAGACAAGCUGCGAGGCCAGACGUCAGACCCGAGGGCGUCUACGACAUCCCCCCAACCAGCACCAAGCCGAUGGGGAAGGACCUUCACGUAAAAUACAGCUCUGAUGCUCCAGGAACCACGGAUCUGGCGACACGGAGACCCCAAAACAUCUUGCUGAACCACCCGCCCUCACAGCUGGGACAGUCCCUGGGUGCCCAGAACGAUGCCUACGACGUCCCCCGAGGGGUUCAAUUCCUGGAGCCGCCGGCAGAAACCAGUGAGAAAGCAAACCCCGAAGAGAGAGACGGUGUUUACGACGUCCCUCUGCACAAUGCCCCGGACACCAAAGGCUCUCAGGACGUGGUGGAUGGUAUCAACCGGUUGUCCUUCUCCAGCACGGGCAGCACCAGGAGCAACAUGUCCACAUCUUCCACCACCUCCAAGGAGUCCUCCUUGUCGACCUCCCCGUCUCCGGACAAAAGGCUCUUGCUGGAUCCCGACACGGCCAUCGAGCGGCUGCACCGGCUCCAGCAGAGCCUGGAGAUGGGCGUGUCCAGCCUCAUGGCGCUGGUGACCACGGACUGGCGGUGUUACGGAUACAUGGAGCGCCACGUCAACGAGAUCCGCGCCUCCGUGGACAGGGUGGAGGUGUCCGUGAGAGACUACCUCCACUUUGCCAAGGGAGCCGCCGCCAACGCGUCCUGCCUCUCUGAACUCCUCCUGCAGAACAAAAUGAAGCGGGAGCUCCAGAGAGUGGAAGACUCCCACCAGAUCCUGAGCCAGACCAGCCACGACUUGAACGAGUGCAGCUGGUCCCUGAACAUUCUGGCCGCCAACAAGCCGCAGAAUAAGUGGGAUGACCUGGACCGCUUCGUGAUGGUGGCGAAGACCGUCCCGGAUGACGCCAAACAGCUCACCACAACCAUCAACACCAACGCAGAGGCCCUCUUCCGGCCGGGCCCCGGCGGCUCGCACGCCAAGAGCGGCUCCGAGAACAUCACGAACUCCACGGAGUACCCGCACGCGGCGUCCCAGGUGCAGCUCCUGCUGCCUCCCGGGGACCCCAAGGCCCAAGCCCUCACCAAGCCAUUGCCCCCGAGCCUGGGCAAGGACCAGCCCCCCGACUGCAGCAGCAGCGACAGCUCCGAGAGGAGCUGGAUGGACGAUUACGACUACGUCCACCUGCAGGGGAAGGAGGAGUUUGAGAGGCAACAGAAAGAGCUGCUGGAAAAAGAAAAUAUCAUCAAACAGAACAAGAUGCAGCUGGAGCAUUAUCAGCUAAGUCAGUUCCAGUUGUUGGAACAAGAAAUCACCAAGCCCGUGGAGAACGACAUCUCCAAGUGGAAGCCUUCUCAGAGCCUCCCGACCACAAACAGCAGCGUGGGCGCUCAAGAUCGGCAGCUGCUCUGCUUCUACUACGACCAGUGCGAGACCCAUUACAUCUCCCUCCUCAACGCCAUCGACGCCCUCUUCAGCUGCGUCAGCUCGGCGCAGCCGCCGCGCAUCUUCGUGGCCCACAGCAAGUUUGUCAUCCUGAGCGCACACAAACUGGUGUUCAUUGGGGACACGCUGACAAGGCAGGUUGCUGCCCAGGACAUUCGCAACAAAGUGAUGAACUCCAGCAACCAGCUCUGUGAGCAGCUCAAGGCGAUUGUGAUGGCAACCAAGAUGGCGGCCCUCCAUUACCCGAGCACCACGGCCCUGCAGGAGAUGGUGCACCAAGUGACAGACCUGUCCCGGAACGCCCAGCUCUUCAAGCGUUCUUUGCUGGAGAUGGCCACCUUCUGAGAGGAGAAGGACGGAAAGGGGGACUGAGUGCACUUCUAACGAAAACUGGAAAUGCUAUCUGGUUUUUUGUAAAUGUUAUCUAUUUUUGUAGAUAAUUUUAUAUGAAAAUGAAAUAUUUUAACAUUUUAUGGGUUAGACAACAUUCAGAAAUUCAGGGAGCUAGAGGGGGAUUUUUUUUUUCCUGUGUGGUUCUUACGUAAACACAGAAGCAUCUAAGGCCUAAACUGUACAGAAACUGGUUCACGUGCGUGUGUAUGCCUGUGUAUUCAUGUUCGUUUGUAGAUGUUUGUCCAAUACAUUCCAUUAGACAACAUGAAUGAAGAAGCACCUUAGUAAGCACGUCCUAAUGCUGCAUUUUUUUCCUUAUUUUUUUUUUAAUUUUAGAAAACAUACCAGCUAGUUGUAAUACUGCUCUACAUAUACUAGCGAUUAUUCUGAGCCUGUCAUGUCCAAGUGUGGGAAGCACAGUAUACGUGAAAGUGUUUACCUUCCAAUAACGAGGCAUGGCAUGACUUGUUCUUGUUUGGACACCCCUUUCAAAAUUGACCAUCUUUGGCCCAUUGUGGCAAAAUGCCUCACUUCUGAUUGAAAAUGCCCUUUUAAAAAUGAAAGAAGAUUCAGGAAGUAUACGUUAACCCAAGCACCCGUAUUUUAGAAGUAUGUGGAGGCCAAAUCCUUGGUUAGGGCUGAGUUGUUUGAACACAGGACAUCACGUUAAAAGAAAGCAAAUGUUUUCCCUGGGACUUUUUGAUCAUCCACAUUUAUGAGUGACUUGGCCAUGAAGUUUUCCAAAGGGUGUUUUUAGAUUUGCAAAAACCAAAUUAUUUGCAGCAGGAAUUCAUAAAGACACAUCAGACUACAACUGUCCACAAAAUAAGGGAUGGUUCCACCUGCCAGUUUUAAGUAGAGGCCCUUCUGACUCUCAACUCUUAGGUGCUGCUGCCUCCAUUACCUGA
Lontra canadensis (Northern American river otter) is the source of this 3581-nucleotide messenger RNA. RefSeq names its product neural precursor cell expressed, developmentally down-regulated 9 (gene NEDD9). NCBI's taxonomy places the organism in Eukaryota, Metazoa, Chordata, Mammalia, Carnivora, Mustelidae. Gene Ontology annotation, biological process: cell migration; cell surface receptor protein tyrosine kinase signaling pathway. Gene Ontology annotation, molecular function: protein binding. Gene Ontology annotation, cellular component: cytoplasm; plasma membrane. The record is from RefSeq and is a predicted model, not a curated record. The transcript has 7 exons. Bases 118 to 2625 code for a protein of 835 amino acids.